AUAGCAGCACCAAACCGAAGCUGCCACACCUCACGGGUUCCUCGACUGCAUCAUGAACUACGAAUCGUGGCAGCGGCAUUGGCACGGAAGCAUCGGCCCUAUACGACCAGCUUAGGACUAGUGCUCAGAAGCUUCAUAUUGAGUAUUCUUCCCCUAGCAGUUUCCGUACGGCUCUGAAGUUCCUGCAGGAUUGAGCACACAAUGCAAGUUUCACAACCGAGUUCCCGCAAGGCUCAGAUGCUCUUUCUAGUUCCUUUGGAACACCGGGCAAGAAAUCGAAGAGACAUAUUUCUGCAAGUAUAAAAUCCAUCCAUGAGCAUGCCUUUUCGUCAGCAAUCGACUCUCGCCUACCUCAGUAACUUGAAGCAAAUUCCUUUCGCAUCCACAUACAUUCUUGAGUACCACAAGCAUGUGCAAACGCCGCCACGUCAGACGCAUCUACCAACGGUGAGACCUUUCCAUUUCACAUAUCCCAACCACUCACCAUUCUUCACGACUCUUAGUUGCGGCCACGCCGUGAAUGAUCCUGAAACCACGGCUGUAUGUGAGGCCACGAAUUGCAUCUUCAGUGUGAACCAUCCCGCAAACUGUCCGGAUUGCAAGAAGACGUGCUGGCAAUACCAUCAAUAUCCUGAGCAGUACACCGUUCAUCCUAACGACUUCUGCCCCGCCUGCAGGCAGCAGCAGUAAGAUCGAGGUAUCCCGACGUGUUGAUGGUUUAUCCCUAU
Somion occarium is the source of this 728-nucleotide messenger RNA. The record is from the annotation of a GenBank genome assembly. Lineage: Eukaryota; Fungi; Basidiomycota; Agaricomycetes; Polyporales; Cerrenaceae.